UAUAGAAAUUUAAACUAUCGUGGCUCUCUAUCCCUUAGUUGACAGCUUGUGUUUGCUAAUACUUCUCCUUUCACUUUCCAAUUUUCUUUCUUCUUCUCUUUAAUCUCCUUCUCCUUGACUCCCAAUUAGUUCUAAGCUUUGGUUUCAAAGAGUGUGUGUCAAUGGCGGAAGCUAUACAAUACUUUGAAUUGAAUACCGGAGCUAAGAUCCCGUCAGUUGGUUUGGGCACGUGGCAGUCCGAUCCUGGUAUCGUCGGCCAAGCCAUUGAGACUGCUAUCAAGGUUGGAUACCGUCAUAUUGAUUGUGCUCAAGUUUAUGGCAAUGAAAAAGAGAUUGGUCAAGUUCUGAAGAGAUUGUUCAAAGAUGGUGUUGUCAAGAGGGAAGAUCUCUUUAUUACAUCCAAGCUGUGGUGCACUGAUCAUGCUCCUGAAGAUGUACCGGCUGCGUUCAGAAAGACUCUAGAUGAUUUGCAACUUGACUACAUUGAUCUGUACCUUAUGCACUGGCCUGUUCGGAUGAAGAAUGCUGCGGAUGGCUUUAAACCUGAAAAUCUAAUUCCAGGAGAUAUACCUAGCACAUGGCAAGCAAUGGAGAAACUUUAUGAUUCUACGAAGGCUAGAGCUAUCGGGGUUAGCAAUUUCUCUACUAAAAAACUAGGAGAUCUUUUGGAAAUAGCUCGUAUUCCUCCUGCUGUUAACCAAGUGGAGUGCCAUCCUACAUGUCAGCGGACAAAAUUGCAGGAAUUAUGCAAAUCCAGGGGAGUGCACCUCUCUGGCUAUUCACCGCUCGGUUCUCCAGGUUUAGUAUUCCUUAAGGGUGAUGAGGUUCUGAAGCAGCCUGUUGUACUCUCAGUUGCUGAGAAAUUGGGAAAGACUCCUGCUCAGGUUUGUCUUCGUUGGGGUGUGCAGAUUGGUCAUAGUGUACUUCCUAAAAGCACAAAUGAAUCCAGGAUCAAAGAGAAUUUUGAUAUUUUUGACUGGUCCAUACCUGAUGACUUGUUCACCAAGUUCUCCGAAAUUCAGCAGGCAAGCCUGUUUAGAGCUACUCCAUUUGCCAAAGUUCUCGAAGAGAUAUUGGAUGGUGAGUUCUAGAGUUACUGUUGAUAAUAUUUUUCAUGUCCCUUUGGGAAUAUCCGAUAAAAAAGAAACAUUUCCAAGAAUUUGAUUUGCUGUGAACAUGCUCAGUGAUUAUAUUUAGGGGUCAAUUUCAAAUUUAUAUUGUAGUGUCAUACCAUAUCUUUGCACUUUUGAGUAAUAAAAUGAAUAUCCUACUGUUGUAUUAUUGCUUUUA
Molecule: messenger RNA, 1290 nt
Organism: Nicotiana tabacum (common tobacco)
Lineage: Eukaryota; Viridiplantae; Streptophyta; Magnoliopsida; Solanales; Solanaceae
Product: NADPH-dependent aldo-keto reductase, chloroplastic
Molecular function (GO): oxidoreductase activity
Source: RefSeq, a predicted model, not a curated record